This is a messenger RNA of Chanos chanos (milkfish), 348 nucleotides long. It is a transcript of the gene tac1, whose product is annotated as tachykinin precursor 1. The transcript has 5 exons. NCBI's taxonomy places the organism in Eukaryota, Metazoa, Chordata, Actinopteri, Gonorynchiformes, Chanidae. Gene Ontology annotation, biological process: tachykinin receptor signaling pathway. The record is from RefSeq and is a predicted model, not a curated record. The coding region runs from base 1 to 348 and encodes 115 amino acids.
AUGAAAUUACUUCUUUCAGCUGUACUACUUUUCCUCGUUAUUUUUGAAGUUUUUGGUGAGGAAUUGGGUCCAAGAGAAGAUCUCGAUUAUUGGACGAGCAGUAAUCAAAUACAGGAUGAUUGGCUUCAGUCUGAUCCAUUUAGAGAGAUACUACGGCGAAUGACGAGAAAACCACGACCCCAUCAGUUCUUCGGCCUAAUGGGAAAGCGCUCCUCCGCAGCAAAUGCACAGAUCACCCGAAAAAGGCAUAAAAUCAACUCCUUUGUUGGACUAAUGGGGAAGAGGAGCCAGGAGGAACCAGAUUCAUAUGAAUGGGGCACAAUACAGAAUAUUGACAACAGACGUUAA